This is a messenger RNA of Macrobrachium nipponense, 3290 nucleotides long. RefSeq lists its product as uncharacterized. Lineage: Eukaryota; Metazoa; Arthropoda; Malacostraca; Decapoda; Palaemonidae. The record is from RefSeq and is a predicted model, not a curated record.
AAUUCAGUAUACUGUGAGCGCUCGUGAGAGGUGGACGUAGCGCGCGACGCUCCGGUAACCUUAAGUCUGACUUGCGUCGAGAGCGUUCUGAGAAAGACUGGUUUUAGCAGUGUGUGAUUUAUUUAUUUUUGUUUAUUAUUGAUUUGUGGUGCGAGCACAAACGGCGUUAUUUAAUGUCUUUCACGACGCGUUUGUGAAGCAACUUCAGAUAAAAAUGAUUACGUUUUUAGUUCUGCUCAUAGCGGCAUCUUCAGUGUCAUGCGUGUGUUACUUCCCAAUGGAAUACCAAGGCAUAUUCGCCACCCAGUCGAGUAUCUCCACGAUUUCGGGUGGGUCAGUCCACCAGUAUUCAGAGGUGACCAUCCUACCGGACGCCAUCCCAGUGUGGGGCGUCUGCCACAAGAAGUUCGACAAUAACGUCGUCCUGCGGGAUCCUACAGGAGGUCAGGAUUGUUUCAGAUGCUUCCACGUGUCCCUACACUCCGGAAAUGUCAUCCAGAUUUACACGGAAGGCCUAAACAAGUGCUACUCGACGGAGGAAGCUGCCGUGCAGACGUGCCCGACGAUGCACGACAUCCAAAUCAAGAGAGCGAGGGAGAUCAUGCUUUACAAAUCCCGGAGUUUCACCCAAGACGGGCUGAUCGAUCGCGUCUUCUGCCCGAUCAACGGUCGCUACCGCUUCACUUACGACGUGAACGACGGGACGGAGAGCUCCGUCGAAUGCCCAGACCCGACGUCCGAACUCUCCAACUGCCCCAAGGGUUCCGAACUCCAGCUCAGGUUCCGCAGAUGCUCCUUCGGGGAACUGACCAUGGGCCUGAGAUGCCUCGGGGACUGGGAAGGACACGACGGGAAGAAGUACCUCGCCCUGUGGGAUCCCGAGGUGACGACGGACAACCAACGAUACCGAUGCGCUAUGUACUCGGUAGAAGAGACUACGGGACGAGUCUACCUAAGCUUCAGCAUUGAUGCCACCUGCACCAAUCACCUCCACAGCCCGUGGGACGGGUACGAAACCAUGGUCCUCACGCCCGUCACGCCCAUGUCUCCGCCCGCGGUCGCCCAGACCAAUUCCUGCACGUUCCCUCAGUGGGCGAGGGGGACUUUCCAAAAUCUUCAGAUCGAAGAACACGAUUUGUGGCUUCAAGACGACACAGCGGACAAGAAGUACAAGACGCUGUGUCUCUCUCAGCACGCCCCCCACGGGGAGCGGUACGCCCUAUACUCCCAGACCCAGUGCGGAGAGGAAGAAUUCACGUGUAUUUGGAUCAAGAGAAGGGCAGCCAAUGUCAUCGAGUAUCAGAUAUCUUAUCCAAGCCAAAUCUACAACGCAUCGAGGGUGUGCUCCGACGACAUGUUUCGCGGACAAGUCUGGAACACGCAAGGACGCCUGGACCCAGAAAACCAGAGCAGCUGCCCCAUAACGGGAGAGUACACGGGGGUCAUCCCAGAUGCUAAGGAACUGUGUGCCCGUCUUUCCUCUGACUGUGACGACCCCCAGCAUAUGUAUUACACUGUGUCCUCCUGCUUCAACGCUUCCGAAGUCUACGAGGACCCCGACGGCAUCAGCGUGGUGGGCGACGAAGGCCACGACGAUGUAGCCCUACGCCACCGGAGGAGUCGCUUGUACCGAAUCACAGACCCGAGGUCCCUGCUCUCCCGAACGACGAGGCACGCCCACCGCCACGGCGGAGGGGGCGGGGGCCCCCGGAGGCCUUCGUGGGCGCACGUCAGGGCGGCCGAGCUGGGCAGCUGGUCUUCGGAGGCGCAGUUCACGACCAUCGGGGCGAACAGCCGAAGACGCCACAGGCACCAGACGGUGGAAGAGGUGUACGUCUUUCCGGACGUCCCUGCCGACCCUCCGCCUCUCCCUCCACCUCCUCCUCCAGCUCCUCCUCAACCCAAGAAAGCAGCCCGAACGAGCCUGCACGCACAGCCUCAACACCACCAAGAUCGGCACUUGGGCGUUGAAAUCUCCGCGGACGUCAACUCCAUGCCUCAGAGGGACCGUCCUCACCACCGUGAGGAAGACAGGCCUUUCUACGUCCGGAUAGAGGACGAGGACUCCGCGUCCCCUUGGCAUCACCUCAAGGGCAUGGGGCCUGUGAUCAUUGAAGAGCGCGAGUACCGGUGCCUAGGGCAGUGGUCAGAGGGAGGGGUCAUGUACACCUUCACGCAUAGAGAAGACGUCAACAUCUACGAGUGUUUCGCCGGCGUCGUGGUCAACAGCCACGAGAUCUUCAUCAUCGAAGCUGGCACCAGCUGCCAGAGGGGGCUCCAGCCCCUGGCGCAUGGAAUGAAGCUCGUCAGGCAAGCAACCUGCAGCGAAAUCAAGGAAAGGAAGGAAGCCACGGCCCCUACUCCUACAGAUCCUUCAUCCUCCAGGCCCCCCUGGUGGCCCCCCACCACGGGGAAUCCCUGGCUCAAGAAAGUGUCCUCCACGACGGAGCAUCCUACCUGGAAUAAUGAAAUUUCCAGGGCGGCGCAUUCCAGCAGCGCGCCGCGAUCCUUGAGACUGUGGACGCGUCUAGCGGCCACGGGGCUGCUCCUGGUAGCGCUAUUGUGAUGAUCAGGCCGAGGAGGAAUCUUCACUGUUUCACCAUUCAUCACAUCACAUCAUCGUCAUCUUCAUCAUCAUUAUCAUUAUCACCAGUAUCACUAUCAACUUGUGGAGAUGUCAUCACAGAACAAGACUGAAGGAGGAGAAUUUCCCCCCCUCUGGAUUUUUUUUUUCUUUUGCCCCCUAGAUCUAGGGAGUUGUCCCCAGACCAUUUUGGCUUCGAUGCCGAGGGCAUGGCGUUUGAGAUAUGAGGGAUAUUGCUAGGAAAAUGGAGGGCAUUUUUAAUUACUGUGAGAGCUGCCAAUGCAGGGCAAUGCCCAAAGGGGUCAGUGGACAUAUCGCAAUAAUGGAUUUCAAAUGCUCUGUAAUACAACAGCUUUAAAAGACCCCUCACUGUGUUAAUACAAGAAAGAACAUUCAAGUCAAACCUUCUGUUCCCUUAAAAACUAAACAUUUAAAAGUAAACGUUUUUUUAACAGUGCCAAGACCGAGAAGAAGCUUCUUCGACAAUUCAAAACAACCUUUCACGAAAAGGUUCCAGCUGUCCCAAAACUCAAAACUCUUGGAAGCAGCAGCACAAAAAAUUCGCAGAGCGACAGAAGAAAAAAAAUUGACGAAAGGUCGCAACCUCUGCUAACCAUCGGAUGCCGUAGAAAAUAAAAAUAAAAAAAGAAGAAAAAAAGAUAAGUACUUUGUGGCAUGCACACGGUGACUUUACAAAAAAUUAAAA